Messenger RNA from Pyricularia pennisetigena, 507 nucleotides. RefSeq lists its product as uncharacterized. The record is from RefSeq and is a predicted model, not a curated record. The coding region runs from base 1 to 507 and encodes 168 amino acids. The transcript is spliced from 2 exons. NCBI's taxonomy places the organism in Eukaryota, Fungi, Ascomycota, Sordariomycetes, Magnaporthales, Pyriculariaceae.
AUGACACUCCUCAAGAUGUCAUGGGGAAAGCUCAAACUUGUCCGCAGAAUCCAAUGCCGCAGGCUAGCCAAAAGAUUGCAAAGACUCCCCAGCCCGCCGGCCGACACGUUACCAAUUCUACCCAAAGCCCCAACACAUGAACCAACAGCCCAGCUUGACCAUGGCCCAUUGAUGUGCUUCACUGACCAGCCUCCAGAAGCUUGGCUGCGUGUCGUCCUGGCCGAGGGCACCAAGCCCGCGGCAAUCCCAGCUUACUCGCAUUAUGGACCAAGGUCGCCGGCCAAGUUCAUGUUUUCGCCGGCGCCAUCAAGUCCGAUUGACUGGAGUCGACAGGGGGCCGCAGGCUCUGUAUUCACCAUCAAAAUGAGCGGCCGCGACGAGGAAGAGUUUGACCCUGCCCCUGAAUGGCCGGCUGGACGGCUCCGGAAUUGGUUGCCUGAUGAGCUCUGGGUCUCGCAGGUUAGGUUCAAGAGCGCCGAGCUAAGUAACCUUGUGAAUGAGGUAUGA